Molecule: messenger RNA, 946 nt
Organism: Neoarius graeffei (lesser salmon catfish)
Lineage: Eukaryota; Metazoa; Chordata; Actinopteri; Siluriformes; Ariidae
Gene: tcf15
Product: transcription factor 15
Exons: 2
Coding region: 94-726 (210 amino acids)
Biological process (GO): regulation of transcription by RNA polymerase II; developmental process
Molecular function (GO): DNA-binding transcription factor activity, RNA polymerase II-specific; protein dimerization activity; RNA polymerase II transcription regulatory region sequence-specific DNA binding
Source: RefSeq, a predicted model, not a curated record
UGUCCGAGAGGAAGCUGUGAAACGGAUACACGUUCAUGAAUCUCUGAAAACACACCGAGCUCCGAGUGUGCGCAAUGCUUGUGUAGCUAGUGCAUGAAAGCCAGCGUGUGGUUUUUAUUUAUUGGGCACCCUGGAUACUUUUCAUUAGCUUUUUAUAAGAGGAGAGAGUCCGUGUUGAGGAUGGCGUUUGCCAUGCUGCGGCCGAUGGCGACUCACCUCGCGUACCCGGACCACAGCAUGCUGUCUGAGGACGAGGAGACGCGCAGUGAGAGCGACGGCAGCUCGGAGCAGAGUUACGGCUGCUGCUCGGAGAAGCGGCGGCGCGUGGCGCGCAAACCGGCCGUGAGCAGCGUGCUCAUCGUCAAACAGAGGAACGCGGCGAACGCGCGGGAACGCGACCGCACGCAGAGCGUCAACACCGCUUUCACGGCGUUACGGACUCUCAUACCCACGGAGCCGGUGGACAGGAAGCUCUCCAAGAUCGAGACCCUGCGCCUCGCGUCCAGCUACAUCUCCCACCUGGCCAACGUGCUACUCAUAGGGGACGGCGGCGAGGACGCGCAACCGUGUUUAAGCGCCGUGUGCAGCGCGCAGGGAGAAACCGGAGGCAAACAGCCACGAACCAUCUGCACCUUCUGCCUCAGCAACCAGAGAAAAGGGGUAAAAGAUGGUAAAGAUUGUCUCAGGAUGCGGGGAAUCAGUUCCCUGCGCAUGAGCCGUCGGUAGCCGGUAGAGUUGAAGGUGGCCAAACUCAGGGAGAAUGAAGAAAAAAAAGGAAAGAGAGAAGGAGAGAGUGAUAGAGGCGCACAAAGACAGGCGCACUGAGAGCUUGCGCUGGAGCACGCAGAGACUCAAGGACUCGUAAGAGAUUCAAAAGACAACUCUUUACUGAUUUCUUUCAAGUAUUUGAACAUUUAAUGCAGUGCAUAAACCUUUUGUUGUUGUU